Molecule: messenger RNA, 1605 nt
Organism: Glarea lozoyensis ATCC 20868
Lineage: Eukaryota; Fungi; Ascomycota; Leotiomycetes; Helotiales; Helotiaceae
Product: MFS general substrate transporter
Exons: 4
Coding region: 1-1605 (534 amino acids)
Biological process (GO): carbohydrate transport; transmembrane transport
Cellular component (GO): membrane
Molecular function (GO): carbohydrate:proton symporter activity
Source: RefSeq, a predicted model, not a curated record
AUGAGCGAAAAACCAAUGCAAGCGGCUGAGAUCGAGAACCAGCCCGCCCACACGGGCGGUCCGGUCUACGAUGUCGAUGAGAAGGUCGAUUAUAAUCGGACGGGUGCCAUUGAUGCGGAGAAUAUCGAGCAUAACAUGACGGUGUUGGAGGCGGUGAAGGCGUAUCCGGCGGCGAGCUUUUGGGCGUUUGUGAUGAGUUGUACGAUUAUCAUGGAAUCCUACUGCGUCUUCCUCAUGGGCCAAUUCAUCGCCACCGCUCAAUUCGCCAAAGAUUUCGGUGUGCUAGCUACCAACGGACAAGAAUAUAUCAUCGAAGCCUCCUGGCAAUCCGCCUUUCAAUGCUCCGGACCCGUCGGUGCCUUCAUCGGUGUCUUCAUCGCCGGUCCGAUCACCAGUUGGAUUGGCUACCGAUGGGCUACUAUCGGUGGUCUCAUGGCUUUGAACGCCUUCAUCUUCAUCUUCUACUUUGGUAAUAGUCAGGGCAUGUUCUUCGCUGCGCAGAUCCUUGAGGGUAUCCCAUGGGGAAUCUUCAUCGCUAAUGCACCUGCGUAUUGUGCGGAGAUUGUGCCGAUGAGAUUGAGAGCUCCUGCUACCCAGAUGUUGCAGAUGUUCUGGGCGAUUGGUGCGAUUAUUGUUGGUGGAAUCACUUACCAUUAUCAAUCCAAGCCAGAUGCUUCUUCAUACAGAGUCCCAAUCGCUCUGCAAUGGAUGUUCCCCACCCCCCUCGCCAUCCUCCUCUUCCUCGCCCCCGAAUCCCCAUGGUGGCUCGUCCGUAAAGGUCGUCUCGCCGAAGCCGAAAAAGCAGUCAAACGUCUCGGUCGCUCCAGCAUGAACGAUGAUCCUCGUGAUGCAGUCGCCAUGAUGCGUCGUACCAUCGAACUCGAAGCGAGUGAGAAAUCACCAUCUCUCGUCGAACUCUGGAAGGGCCGUGAUCGUUACCGUACCUUGAUCGUCUGCGGUGUCUACGCGUCGCAGAAUCUGACUGGAAACUUGAUCGCCAACCAAGCUGUCUACUUCUUCAAACAAGCCGGGAUGAAACCCGACACCGCAUUCGCCCUCGGCCUCAUCACCUCCGCCCUCCAAUGGAUCAUGGUCAUGCUCUCCUGGGUCCUAACCACCUACCUCGGCCGCCGCACCAUCUACGUCUACGGGCAAUUCAUCUCCUGCGCCUUCCUCGUCGCCCUCGGCAUCGCCGCGUCCGUCGGGAAAUCCACCGCCGCAUCCAACGCGCAAGCCUCCCUCGGUCUCAUCGUCUCCGUGCUCUUCUGUCUCGGCCCUGCCCCCGCAUCCUGGGUCAUCAUCGGCGAGACUUCGUCGGUCCGUCUCCGUCCGCUCACCACUGGUAUCGGUCGCGGUGCUUAUUAUCUUGUCAACAUCCCAUGUAUCUUCCUGGCAUCUUAUAUGUUGAAUACGGAUAAAUGGGAUCUAGGCGGCAAAUCCGGGUAUAUCUGGGCGGGCACCGCGUUUGUAUGCACGGUUAUGGCGUGGAUCUGGGUGCCUGAGAUGAAACAUCGCAGUUUUAGGGAGAUUGAUAUUUUGUUUAAGAGGAGGGUGCCGGCGAGGAAGUGGAAGCAUACUGUUGUGGAUAUUAAUGAUGAUGCGUAG